GGGGGGGCGGCCCGGGGCAUGUUCGUGUUCGGCUACGACAGCUACAUGGAGCACGCCUUCCCCCGCGACGAGCUGGACCCGCUGCACUGCCGGGGCCGCGGGCCCGACCGCCGCGACCCCUCCAACCUGAACAUCAACGAUGUGCUGGGGAACUACUCCCUGACGCUGAUCGACGCGCUGGACACGCUGGCGGUAAUGGGAAACUCCUCAGAAUUCCAGAAGGCAGUGAAGUUGGUGAUUGACACAGUUUCAUUUGACAAAGACUCAACAGUCCAAGUUUUUGAGGCAACAAUCAGGGUUUUGGGGAGCCUGCUGUCUGCCCACAUCAUCAUUACAGACUCCAAGCAGCCCUUUGGUGACAUGACCAUUAAGGAUUAUGACAAUGAGCUGCUGCACUUGGCUCAUGACCUGGCAGUGAGGCUGCUGCCAGCCUUUGAGAACACCAAAACUGGCAUUCCCUAUCCUCGGGUGAACCUGAAGAAGGGGGUUCCUCCAGACAGCCACAACGAGACCUGCACAGCAGGAGCCGGGUCCUUGCUGGUGGAGUUUGGGAUCCUCAGCAGGCUGCUUGGAGAUUCCACCUUCGAGUGGGUGGCCAGGAGAGCUGUGAAGGCCCUGUGGAGCCUCAGGAGCAAUAACACUGGACUGCUGGGAAAUGUUGUGAAUAUCCAGACUGGUCACUGGGUUGGAAAGCAGAGUGGACUGGGAGCAGGGUCAGAUUCCUUCUAUGAGUACCUGCUGAAGUCCUACAUCCUCUUUGGGGAAAAGGAAGACCUGGAGAUGUUCAAUGCUGCUUACCAGAACAUUCAGAACCACUUGAGGAGAGGUCGGGAGGCCUGCAAUGAGGGAGAGGGGGACCCUCCCCUCUACGUCAACGUCAACAUGUACACGGGCCAGCUGAUGAACACCUGGAUUGACUCGCUGCAGGCUUUCUUCCCUGGGCUGCAGGUGUUGAUAGGAGAUGUGGAAGAUGCCAUUUGUCUCCAUGCCUUCUAUUAUGCCAUUUGGAAACGCUAUGGAGCCCUCCCAGAGAGGUACAACUGGCAGCUGCAGGCCCCAGAUGUUCCCUUCUACCCCCUGAGGCCGGAGCUGGUGGAGUCCACUUAUCUCCUUUACCAGGCCACAAAGAACCCGUUUUACCUUCAUGUGGGAAUGGAUAUUCUGCAGAGUUUGGAAAAAUAUACAAAAGCAAAGUGUGGCUAUGCCACGUUGCACCACGUGGUGGAGAAGACCAAGGAGGAUCGAAUGGAGAGCUUCUUUCUCAGUGAAACCUGUAAAUAUUUGUACCUGUUGUUUGAUGAGGAGAAUCCAGUGCACAAAUCUGGGAAUAAGUUCAUGUUUACUACUGAGGGCCACGUCGUGUCUGUGGACGAGCGUUUCCGGAGCUCCCUGUGGGAGGACAUCCUGCCUGCAGAGGGGGACAGCAGCCACAAAACCAAAGCCACCGAGCUCAAGGCAGCCAACUUCAGCUCCAAUUGUAACAGAGUCCCUGAUGAGAGGAGGUACCUGCUGCCCCUGAAGAGCAACUACAUGAGGCAGAUCGACAGAAUGGUGGGACUGAUCUGAGGGACUCUGCAGGGAAACUUGAGAGGAGCUUGGGAUUGCUCUGCAGCCAUUCCUCCCCCUUCAGCUGCUCCCUGCUCAGCCCGAGUCCCCCGCGUGUCCCCUGGGCCUGGGCUCAGCCUUGCACACAGAGGAGAUGGAGCUCAGUGCUCCCAGCUGGGGUAACCUCCUGUGCCACCUCCACAGCUCUUCUUUCAAGACUUCCUAUGACAAAUGGUGUUGAAAAUGAAGGCUGAAUUUAUUUUAGAAGAAAAAGAAGGCAAAUUGGCCUGUGCCACUUAGCUACCUCUUUGUAGCUGUGUUACAAAUGUCCCUCUAGAGCAGGGUCUGGUAUUUAAUUUGAAAUGAUCUGGGGGCGUGGGGAAGGAGUGGGGAAGUGCAAUUUCUUACACCAAGUUGAAUUAUUGAAUUUUUCUGACUAGCAAUACACAACCUUAAGGUCUACUCAGGUAGGAAGCCACUGGGUUUGCUGGAACAAAACUGCUCUGUGUGCUCUUGGAGGGAUAACUGCUGGUGGUGUAAGAGCUGUUGGUGGAGUCUGACAUCCCUCCCACUCCCAGCUGACAGAAGCUGCAGGGUUGUGAGAGCCUGGAGCUGCAGAAACCAGUGAUCAAACCAACCCAGGUGCCUUUUUGGGAGGGAAAGGGGAAUUGCAGAGCCACUCAGGCAGAAGUUCCCAAAGUUUCCUUGUUUGCCAUGUUUUAGUGCCUUUUCAGGAGAGAUGCUGCUAAGAACUGGUGUCACAGUACACGAAGAACAAACUGUUCACAUUCCUGACAGGAUUCAUGGGUUAGUGCCUUAAGUUCUCUUCUCUAGCAGAGAAAACUGAACUUCCUUGGGAAGAUGGAAAAGUAUUUCUGAUGAGCUGGUUAAAAAAUACAGUGGAACCCAAAGUCACUUAAAAAAAGAUGUUUGGGGUUUUUUUUUAAGAUGCUGGAAGAAUAUCUGUGACCUUCCAGGAAGAAAGCAGUUAAGGGCUUGAGGGAUGACAACAAACUGAGGCCAAAACAACUAUUUUAAAUAUAACAAGUUUUGGGGUUUUUUUUGUCCAGUAGUUCCCCAUUGCUUAUAUACUUCUAAUUUUUGACUACAGUUGAAGUAGUAGAAUGUUAUUUUUGGGUUAAUGACUUUUAAAUUGAGGUAUAAAUACAAGGGCAACUUGAUCUGCUGUAUUUUCACCUUCUUACAACAACAUUGGUUUUCAUAAACCACGUGUUGCAACUCAAAACAUUUCUAAUAAAUAUGAAGUUUGUGCUAGAGAGGUUAUUGUUGGAAUCUUUUAAUGUACAGAUGCACCUCAGGGACUUUGUUGUAAAAUCUUCUGUUCCACAAUAGUUGAAUCUUGUAUUCAGGCAAAAAGAAAAAAAUCAAGUCUUCUUAGUCUUAUUAUAUGUGUUUGGAGGGGUGAAGGGUUGGAGGGGGGAGAGGGAAAUAGGUUAAAUUUUCCCAAAAUAUUGCAAUAGAAUGAGUUGCUUUGGUGUUUGAGGCAGCUGGUGAUUCCAGCUCCUGUAGAAUGGCUUUGCCAAAGGUAUUGCUGGAGUGUCUGAGUUGUCUGUUUCAAAGGAAAACAGGAAUUCAAGGUGUUGUGAUGCAGAGAGGUGUUGGGAGAGGUUUGUGAGAGGGGCAGGAGGAGGGACAGAUGCCCACAGGGGAUUGGGGGCACUUCUGCCCACCCAGGCAGAGGGGUCUGGGCUCUCAAAUGCUGCUCCUGGGCCAGCUGGGCUCAUCCAGCCCUGGGAUGAGAAGUGGUGGGGAGAGAGCCCAGCACAGCAUCCCACAGUGGCUGUGCAAACUCACCAAGUGGCAGUGCCAGGGCGGGCAGGGUUUGGGGAUGGGCAGGAUUUGGGGAUGGGCAGCACUCCAGGAAGGACAGGACACCAGGACAAACACACCCUCAGUGCAGUGGUGGCCUCUCCUGGCCCAGGUUUGUCCCUGACUCAGUUCAGCUCCCUGCAUGUGGCACUGGCCACUCUGUGUUUGUGCCUUCUGAACUCCUGAGCCCAGGGAGGCUCCCAGCCCAGCACUGUGCACAGAAUCCAUUCCUGAGCUUUCCAGAGAGAAUUCCACCACUGUGAGGACGUUGCUCAACUGUUCUGCCUUUGUGAUUGCCAGAAACAGUGAACAGUGGCUGAGAGUGGGAGCAGCCCAGGCAGGAGUUGCAGCCUUCCAGCCAAACAUGAUUCCCCUGGGGAACUGCUUUGGAAUUUCUGUUGCCUGGUGAUGUGACAAUCAUCUUUCCAUAGAAAUGCUCUUUAUCCUCGCGGAGGCUGGUGGUAAAAGACUCUGUGUUCCUUCAGGAACCAACUUUUCUUCUCUUUGUUCUGAAAUUGCUUGGAUACGUUUUUACUCUGUAAGGACAGGGCACCUGUUAUGCAGUAAAUGAGAGCUUUUGUGCAGGACAAUGGCAUCAAAAUGGAACUGAAAACAGUGCUGGAAUCAGUUGCUGAAAUAGACUCUUGUAUUUCUUGGUAUCAUGUGCAAUAUCAGGUUUUCCUAACUAAAAGUGCCAUGUAUGCUUAAUUGUUAUUUAUCCAUGAAGUAUUUAACUGAGGAAACUUGGAAGAGGACCAAAUGUGCUUUCAUGAAAUGUCCCGAAUUUUCAACACUUGGCUUGCAUUUUGCAAA
Ficedula albicollis (Collared flycatcher) is the source of this 4188-nucleotide messenger RNA. RefSeq names its product ER degradation enhancing alpha-mannosidase like protein 1 (gene EDEM1). The transcript has 12 exons. Gene Ontology annotation, molecular function: mannosyl-oligosaccharide 1,2-alpha-mannosidase activity; calcium ion binding. The record is from RefSeq and is a predicted model, not a curated record. Gene Ontology annotation, biological process: endoplasmic reticulum mannose trimming; mannose trimming involved in glycoprotein ERAD pathway; carbohydrate metabolic process. NCBI's taxonomy places the organism in Eukaryota, Metazoa, Chordata, Aves, Passeriformes, Muscicapidae. Gene Ontology annotation, cellular component: endoplasmic reticulum; membrane. The annotation marks the transcript as partial.